UAGCUUCUUCCUGGUCUCCCACACGGGUGCUGGGGCCCAAGGACUUGGGCCAUCUUCUACUGCUUUCCUAGGCCAUAGCAGAGAGCUGGAUUGGAAGUGGAGCAGCUGGGACUCGAACUGGUGCUCAUAUGGGAUGCCGACACUGCAGGCGGCAGCUUUACCUUCUAUGCCACAGUGCCUGACCCUUAUUUAUUUAUUUGAGAGGCAGAGUUACAGAGAAAGAGCGAGGGAGAGACACAGAGAGAGGUCUUCUGUCUGCUGGUUCAUGCUCCAAAUGGCCGCUGGCAAUGGCUGGAGCUGGGCCGAUCUGAAGUGAGGAGCCAGGAGCUUCUUCCAGGUCUCCCACAUGGGUGCAGGGGCCCAAGCAGUUGGGCCAUCCUCUACUGCUUUCCCAGGCCCUAAGCCAGGAGCUGGAUAAGAAGAGGAGCAGCUGGGACCUGAACUGGUGCCCAUAUAGGAAGCCAGCGCUGCAGGUGGAGUCCCUACUACUAUGCCACAGCGCCGGUCCCUCAUGGACCAUUUAAACCUUGGUGUCAGAUGAUUUUUUUUUCCCCCAAGUUUUUUUCUUUGCUCCCUCUUCCCCCUUAAGAGGUGAUUUGAUUAAUUGAUUUGAAAGGCACAGUGACAGAGAGGAACAGAGAAACUGUCCAUCCACUGGUUCACUUUCCAAAUGCCCACAACAGCUGGUCCAGGUCAGGCCUAACUAAGCCAGAAGCUCCAUCUGGGUCUCCCAUUUAGAUCGUGGGAACCCAAGUCCUUGGGCCAUCACCAGAUGCCCUUUCCCCGUUCCCCAGAGGAGCUCCCAUGUUCAUGCCCACAGCAACCCCUGAGGCAGGGACUGUUGUUCUCGUUGAUUUUGUGAGGAUGUAGACCGGAGAAAGGGAAGCGACUUGUUCCAAGACUCACAGCCACGGUAUUGUAGGGAGUCCCACUCAGGAUUGGACUCUGCCGUGACCCACUCUUGGCUCUCAGUCAGUGUUACAGAUCAGGAGCAGUGCUGCCUGCCUCAGGAGAGACUGGGGAUGACCGUGAGGGGUGGUGACUCCUGAGCCCCGUGCAACAUAGCUUCUGAUCUUUGUAAAUUUUGGGGUCAAGCAGAACAUGAAUGACACCAUCAUAUGAUUUGCUGGCAGGAUGAGGAGGCUUGAGGAUGUAGCUGUCGAGAGCCCUGUUGUAGCUGCAGACGGACCCAAGCUUUGGCAUAUUAGCAUGGUGACUAGCUCUCUGCCAUUUCCUCCUGACCUCGAGGAACAGCCAUGUCAUCAGAAUCAAGUAAGAAACGGAAGCCCAAAGUCAUCCGAAGCGAUGGAUCCCAAACUGAAGGGAAGCGGAACCGCUCAGACACCGAGCAGGAAGGAAAAUACUACAGCGAGGAGGCGGAGGUGGACCUGCGGGACCCUGGCAGAGACUAUGAGCUGUACAAGUACACGUGCCAGGAGCUGCAGAGGCUCAUGGCUGAGAUCCAGGACCUCAAGAGCAGGGGCGGCAAGGAAGUGGCAAUUGAAAUUGAAGAACGGAGGAUCCAGAGCUGUGUGCAUUUCAUGACGCUAAAGAAGCUUAACCGAUUAGCCCACAUCAGGUUGAAGAAAGGAAGAGACCAGACCCACGAGGCUAAGCAGAAAGUAGACGCCUAUCACCUGCAGCUACAGAACCUGCUGUAUGAGGUGAUGCACCUGCAGAAGGAGAUCACCAAGUGUCUGGAGUUUAAGUCAAAGCAUGAAGAAAUUGAUCUGGUCAGUUUGGAGGAGUUUUAUAAGGAGGCUCCGCCAGAUAUCAGCAAGGCUGAAGUCACCAUGGGAGACCCUCACCAGCAGACUCUGGCGCGUCUGGACUGGGAGCUGGAGCAGCGGAAGAGGCUGGCAGAGAAGUACCGAGAGUGCCUGUCCAACAAGGAGAAGAUUCUCAAGGAGAUAGAGGUGAAGAAGGAAUACCUGAGCAGCCUACAGCCUCGCCUCAACAGCAUCAUGCAGGCUUCCCUCCCAGUGCAGGAGUACCUGUUCAUGCCGUUCGACCAGGCUCACAAGCAGUACGAGACAGCUAGGCACCUGCCGCCUCCACUCUACGUGCUCUUUGUUCAGGCCACUGCUUACGGGCAGGCCUGUGCUCAUAUGAAAUCCUCCUCCCAGCCCCCUAGACAGGAUAAGACGUUGUCUGUGGCGAUCGAAGGCAGUGUGGAUGAAGCCAAGGCUCUGUUCAAGCCUCCUGAGGACUCUCAAGAUGACGAGAGUGACUCUGAUGCCGAGGAGGAGCAGACCACGAAACGCCGGCGGCCCACACUGGGGGUUCAGUUGGACGACAAGCGCAAGGAGAUGCUGAAGCGGCACCCGCUGUCCGUCAUGCUGGAUGUAAAGUGUAAAGAUGACAGUGUGCUUCACCUGACCUUUUACUACCUCAUGAACCUCAACAUCAUGACAGUGAAAGCCAAAGUGACAACCGCCACGGAGCUGAUCACUCCCAUCAGUGCAGGGGACUUGCUAUCUCCUGACUCAGUCCUGAGCUGUUUGUAUCCCGGAGAUCAUGGGAAGAAAACUCCGAAUCCAGCCAAUCAGUAUCAGUUUGAUAAAGUUGGCAUCCUGACUUUGAGAGACUAUGUACUUGACCUGGGUCACCCUUAUUUGUGGGUGCAGAAGUUGGGUGGCCUCCACUUCCCCAAAGAGCAGCCCCAGCACACUGUGGUUGCUGACCACUCGCUGAGCGCUAGCCACAUGGAGACCACCAUGAAGCUGCUGAAGACCAGGGUGCAGUCCCGCCUGGCCCUCCACAAACAGUUUGCAUCCCUGGAGCAUGGCAUUGUACCAGUUACCAGUGAUUGCCAGUACCUCUUCCCUGCCAAGGUUGUCUCUCGCCUGGUGAAGUGGGUGACGAUUCCCCAUGAGGAUUACAUGGAUCUCCAUUUCACCAAAGACAUUGUGGAGGCGGGACUGGCAGGAGACACCAAUCUCUACUACAUGGCGCUCAUCGAAAGGGGCACAGCCAAACUGCAGGCUGCUGUGGUGCUGAACCCUGGCUACUCCUCUAUCCCACCUGUUUUCCAGCUCUGUCUGAACUGGAAGGGGGAGAAGACGAACAGCAACGAUGACAACAUUCGGGCCAUGGAGAGCGAGGUCAACGUGUGCUACAAGGAGCUGUGCGGCCCCCGGCCCAGUCACCAGCUCUUGACCAAUCAGCUGCAGCGGCUGUGCGUGCUGCUGGAUGUCUACCUGGAGACCGAGAGCCACGAUGACAGUGUGGAGGGGCCCAAGGAGUUUCCCCAGGAGAAGAUGUGUCUGCGGCUUUUCAGGGGUCCCAGCAGGAUGAAGCCGUUUAAAUAUAACCAUCCUCAGGGAUUCUUCAGCCAUCGCUGACCUCCUGCUCCAGCUAUCGUUUCCCGCAAAGCACCGCCGGAGUCCAGGGCCUCUGCUUCCUAUUGUAUUGCACGCGUGGCUCAUGGUACUCUCCAGAGACACCAAUUAAAGUGUCCCCUGACCCAGUGGUCUGUCUGUGGCUCCUUGUGGUGUGGAAGCAUCUAAGAAUAGAUGUUUCUUAUGUGGCCAAGAAAAGCAGAGUGCAAAAAGAUUCCAGUUGUGCAGAGAUGCUGCCCCAUUUCCACGCACCUGUUUUCACAGGGGGUCCUUACCAUCACGGUGUGCAUCAUCGUAGGCCCCUGCAGGCAAGAGAAGCCAAAGGCAGCAGAGCACAAGAAGCGAAAGCUCUGCUUCCUUCUACUCCCCUCUUUCCACCUCGCUUGCCAGUGCACUUGGUGGCUGAAUUCUCGGAUUGUUGGAUGUUAAUAAACAUCUCACAGUGCAGCAUGGAAAAGAAGAGGGGGCCGGUGCUGUGGCACAGCGGGUAAAGCUGCUGCCAUCAGUGCCGGCAUCCCAUAUGGGUGCUGGUUCGAGUCCCAGCUGCUCCACUUCCAAUCCACCUCUCUGCUAUGGCCUGGGAAAGCAGUAGAAGAUGGCCCAGGUCCUUGGGCCCCUGCACCCACAUGGAAGACCCGGAGGAAGCCGCUGGCUCCUGGCUUCAGAUUGGCACAGCUCUGGCCAUUGCAGCCAUCUGAGGAGUGAACUAGCAGAUGGAAGACCUCUCUCUCUCUCUGCCUUUACCUCUGUAACUCUG
Molecule: messenger RNA, 4098 nt
Organism: Lepus europaeus (European hare)
Lineage: Eukaryota; Metazoa; Chordata; Mammalia; Lagomorpha; Leporidae
Gene: THOC5
Product: THO complex subunit 5
Exons: 21
Coding region: 1257-3344 (695 amino acids)
Biological process (GO): mRNA export from nucleus; positive regulation of DNA-templated transcription, elongation
Cellular component (GO): THO complex part of transcription export complex
Molecular function (GO): mRNA binding
Source: RefSeq, a predicted model, not a curated record